Drosophila ficusphila is the source of this 903-nucleotide messenger RNA. RefSeq names its product protein obstructor-E. The transcript is spliced from 4 exons. Gene Ontology annotation, molecular function: chitin binding. Lineage: Eukaryota; Metazoa; Arthropoda; Insecta; Diptera; Drosophilidae. The coding region runs from base 1 to 903 and encodes 300 amino acids. Gene Ontology annotation, cellular component: extracellular region. The record is from RefSeq and is a predicted model, not a curated record.
AUGAGUGGAGAAAUGUUGGUUUUUAUCUGUCUGCUUGCGUACUUUUGCGUAGUGCAAGUAAAUACUGAAGAUUUUGAUAUCUCCACAACUACUGAUAGUUCUGCGGAAACGAUCUCUACCACAUCCGGUGGGGAAUAUAGUAAUGGUUUGAUCAUUGGAAAUCUCAGUCUUUGCGGUAAUGUGGCGGAUAAUGUAUUUCUUCCAUUUGUGGGGGAUUGCAAUAGGUACUACCUUUGUCGAUCUGGUCAAGCCAUAGAACUCCAGUGCGAAUGGCCCUAUGAGUUCAAUGCCAAAAACCAGAGUUGUGUGCAUCCUGGUCAGGCUUACUGUUUACCCACCUGCAAAGCCCUGACUUUCAGCACAUUCAGCUACCAGCGAACUUGCACAAAAUACGUGCUUUGUUACUACGGUCAUCCUGUUUUGAGGCAAUGCCAGGAUGGCCUACAGUACAACUCCGAGACCGAUCGGUGUGACUUUCCCCAGAACGUUGAUUGUGUGGAGUCCGAGUGCUCCAUCUACUACAAUGCCUACCAUCUGCGCUAUGUUCCCAGCAAAGUAUCCUGCGAGAAGUACUUCCUCUGCGGCAACGGAAUCCCCAGGGAGCAAACCUGCACUCCUGGUCUCCAUUUCAGCACGAAAUGCGAUUGCUGCGACAUUCCAUCGAAGGCGGGUUGUCAGAUUCCAUUUGAACAGAGGAAGGUUCGGCGAUACUCUCGACUCCUACCUAGAACUACUGAUGGAAUUUGCCCUCCAGAUGGAGUACACUUUUACGCCCACGAAUCACGCCGAGAUGCUUAUUACUACUGCUUCUUUGGUCAUGGUCUGAUCUUGGAGUGCUCUGAGGGUCUGUGGUACGAUCCCAAGGUUCAGGAGUGCCGCGAACCCCAAAAUGUGGGCCUUUAA